Messenger RNA from Aspergillus caelatus, 855 nucleotides. Its product is annotated as pyrroline-5-carboxylate reductase family protein. Gene Ontology annotation, molecular function: pyrroline-5-carboxylate reductase activity. The record is from RefSeq and is a predicted model, not a curated record. Gene Ontology annotation, biological process: L-proline biosynthetic process. The transcript is spliced from 2 exons. Bases 1 to 855 code for a protein of 284 amino acids. Lineage: Eukaryota; Fungi; Ascomycota; Eurotiomycetes; Eurotiales; Aspergillaceae.
AUGCCUUCCCUCAAACAGAGCAAACUCGCCUUCAUUGGCGGCGGCAACAUGGCCUUCGCCAUGAUCAGUGGCAUCAUCACCCAGGGCGUUCCUAGACAGAAUAUCUGCAUCGCCGAGCCCUACGAGGUCAACCGCAACAAGAUAGCCGUUUUGGGCGUGCAUACCACCUCCUCCAACAUUGAAGCGGGUAGCAACGCCGACCUAGUCAUCAUUGCCGUUAAACCCCAGGUCGCUAAGGUCGUCUGCGAGGAACUGAGUGCCGCAUGGUCGCAGCGUGAGACUCUCCCGACUGUCAUAAGUAUCGCCGCCGGAAUUACAUUAGAGAGCUUAAAGGUGUGGCUGCGCACAAGUGACCGUCGCACGGCGCAUGCCGUUCGGGUUAUGCCGAAUACUCCUGCGCUGUUAGGGCAGGGUGCCUCUGGUGUAUUCGCCAGUGCCGAUGUGACAGCGCAGGAGAAGGAGUUGGUGAAUACAUUGCUGGGGAGUGUUAGCCAAGAAACGGAGUGGGUAGAUAAGGAGGAAUUGCUCGAUGUGGUGACUGGGCUGUCUGGAUCCGGUCCUGCUUACUUCUUUGCCAUGGUCGAACAUCUGAUCGCCAGUGCCACCGCUCUAGGUCUGCAGCAGGAGCAGGCCACUCGACUGGCUACUCAGACAUGUUUGGGUGCUGGUAAGAUGCUCGUCGCAUCAUCUUAUAGUCCGACCCAGCUGCGCGAGAAUGUCACCAGCCCUAAUGGAACCACGCAUGCCGCUCUGCAGACAUUUGAGGCGCUGGGAUUCAAACAUAUAGUGGAAAAGGCAGUGACGGCCGCGACGAACCGUGCAGCGGAAAUAGGCAAUACACUUGGGAGGCUAUAG